Caenorhabditis briggsae is the source of this 1101-nucleotide messenger RNA. Bases 1 to 1101 code for a protein of 366 amino acids. Gene Ontology annotation, biological process: proteolysis. NCBI's taxonomy places the organism in Eukaryota, Metazoa, Nematoda, Chromadorea, Rhabditida, Rhabditidae. The record is from RefSeq and is a predicted model, not a curated record. The transcript has 7 exons. Gene Ontology annotation, molecular function: metallocarboxypeptidase activity; zinc ion binding.
AUGAAAAUGACCCCACAAGCAAAAGCCGGUGCCCGAACCCCGUUUUUUGAUCUCACUCAGUACAACGACUGGCCACAAUUUGAGGAUUAUGUAAAAGGAGUUGCUCAUGAUAAUCCAUCAUUUGUACAAUUGAAAACGAUCGGAAGAUCCAGGGAAGGGCGUCCAUUGUUGGGAGUUCGAAUCGGAAAACCUGCUCCAGCUGGAAGAAGGAAAAUCGCAGUCUGGUUGGAUGGAGGAAAUCAUGCCAGAGAGUGGCCAGCAUUCCAUGUUGCCGUGUACUUUAUUGAGAAGCUGGUCAAUGGAUACCUCGGCGACGAUAAAAUCACAAAAUAUGUGAACACUUUGGAUAUCUAUGUGUUUCCAGUUCUCAAUCCUGAUGGCUUCGUCUACUCUAGAACUUCUACAAGGGCUACGAUCCGUCAAUGGCGUAAGAACAGAGCGCCAGAAAACUGCACAGGUACUGGACCAUUUUCUUCCGAUCUCUGCUGUGAAGGUGUCGAUUUGAAUAGGAACUACGAUAUUGGAUUUUCUCAUAACAACUACCCAUUCAACAAUCCAUGCUCAGAUGAGUUCCAAGGACCAAGACCGUUCUCGGAGCCAGAAUCUAGGGCCGUUCGUGACUUUGUAAUGUCUUCUGAAAUCUACGGUCGCCUGUACGCAUUAGUGUCAAUGCAUACACAUGGACAGCUAUGGAUUCUACCGUACAACUAUCACAAGAGAACCUAUCCACAGGAUUUUAAAGAUUUGGAAACACUUGCUAAUCGAGCCGCCGAUCGAGUAUUCGCAUAUCGGGAGACCAAAUACCGAGUAGGAACAGCAGCCGAUAUGUUGGGCACUGCUACCGGAGGAGCAACGGAUUGGAUUAAAAAGAACACACCAACCAAAUAUGUUUACGUUUUGGAAUUGCCGCCAGAUAUGAAAACCUGGUUCGCAUUCCAAGUCAAACCCCAUUGGUUGAUCCCGAUUGGUAAAGAGACUUGGCUGGGAAUUGAAGUGAUUUUCGAUCAAGUGAUUGAGGAAACCAAGAAUUUCCAACCCACUUCUGAACCGAGCUCGAAUGGGACCGCCGACAGCAGAUCUCCGCGAUUUAGACAACUUUGA